AUGUCAACAAUCAAUAUAGUAAGAUACUUCUUUCAACGGGGAGUUCUCCCCAAAAAUGCAGCCGAGCGCCAGGGCCUUAUCGCCCUGGCUUACCAGACGGCCCGAGAUAAGGGCCUAUACCCCAAGGCCAUCUUAAUAAGGUCGGGGCUACAUAAGACUACCGGCAGCAGGAGAAAGGCCCGAGUCGAUCCUUUGGGAUGGAAUAUCACGAUGAGCUCAAAGGACAGCGAGCAGUGUGCUAAGAAUACCCACGUAACAUCACACGGUUAUGUAAAGGGUAAAUUCGACCUACAGUUUAUAGGAGCCACCCACGCUGGGGAGAAAAUAGACUCCUGGAAGAAAUUUUUAGGAAAGGCGGUUUGGCCGCCUCAGGACCAGCUGGUCGAAGUGCCGCUAGUGGCCUAUAACUAG
Trichophyton rubrum CBS 118892 is the source of this 411-nucleotide messenger RNA. RefSeq lists its product as uncharacterized. Lineage: Eukaryota; Fungi; Ascomycota; Eurotiomycetes; Onygenales; Arthrodermataceae. The coding region runs from base 1 to 411 and encodes 136 amino acids. The record is from RefSeq and is a predicted model, not a curated record. The transcript has 2 exons.